AUGUCUCCCGAAGCACGAAAGCAUGCAACAUCUCUAUUUGUUCCCGACAAGGGUCCUCUGUUUCCACAAUUUCAGAAGCUGGACCCCGUGAUUCAGCGUCUCAUCUGGGAAUAUACCCUCCCUAGCUCUCGGGGCCGAUAUCUUAGCAUAAAAUGUCCUCCUGUACCGAUUGCAUUUUCAGUGUCUAAGCAAUCACGCUACGUUGCGAGUUUGUCCAUGACGCGGUUCCCCCUAAACACAGCGUUCAAUCUUGAUAAGCAUGGUAUAAUACCAUAUGGCUACUGCAGCCCAUAUGAUACCCUCUACGUCGAGAAAGUAUUCCAAAGCCAGCAAAAGUGGAAACUUGGAAACAAUCCUUUCUGGGCCUUGGCAUUUGGUCUUCAAGCCAAUGACAUGAUGCACGCUGCGCUUACAGAAUUUCCUGCUUAUCGAGACUUAUUUGCAGGCUUUACACCCUGUCAGAACAUCACACUUGUCAAGAUAAAGGAGGUUGAAGGCUUCGAGGAUCACCUACAUUGUAGCAGAGUCUUGCCAGCCGAUUCAAACUACAGUUACGGAAUUGAGUUCGAUGGACCAUGCCAUGCCACAGUAUUUGAGCGAGAUAUGAAAACAUGGAGAUACGAGCAGGUUUCAAAGGCCAAGAAGAAAGGCAAGAGAAUGCCGGAAAUAAAAUUUGCUGAACUGGCUCUUGCCUGCGAGUGUAUUGACGUGAAGGGAAGGAUGAAAGAGAAGGUCAGAGAGAUGCACAGGAUAGCGAUGUCAGAAGAACUGGAGCAAGAUUGUCUGGAAUGA
Molecule: messenger RNA, 792 nt
Organism: Fusarium subglutinans
Lineage: Eukaryota; Fungi; Ascomycota; Sordariomycetes; Hypocreales; Nectriaceae
Exons: 2
Coding region: 1-792 (263 amino acids)
Source: RefSeq, a predicted model, not a curated record